UAUAGAUCUGCCAGCUUUAUAAAUAGAAGAGUAACUGAAUACGUAAGCUUGGAGCUUCCUUCUUAUAUUUGUUUUUAGAACGGUACACAAGUGGUUUCUGGAAAAUUGCAUAUGUCAAAUAUGGAAUGUACGUCUAACACAAAAAGUAAUACCACAGAAUUGGAACCUAAAGAACCAAUAAAAACUGGCAUAAUAGAUAAACAGCUGGAUGCGGCAAAACCAAAAACUUUAGAAAACACAAUCUUACAUGACUCAACAUCAAGUUACAAAACAGUUCCAGAAGGAGAAGCGCAUGUGAAACCAAACAAACCGAAGGCCGCCAUUAAUCCCAAAGCAACCGUCGACUACUUACCAAACUUUAUGCAAACAUGCCUUGUAAAGAAAACUUCUCUAUGUUUAACACCAAUUGAACAAUCGCUCACAGUGUUCGAAGAGGCACACGUAUCGGAUAUUGCAUCAACGUUGGGUGCGUCAUCAUAUAUAAGGCCUGUACAAGUAAAGGAACGCAUACAAAACAAUGAAACUAUCUCCUGUCUACAAAACAUACAAUCUGUUGAGCCUUCCGAAGUAGACACAGUGGCGGCAGUAUGUGAAUUUGAAAAGGCCCUACCAAUUAGCGUUAACAAAACGGAAGAGAAAACGUCAUCAGCCGAAAAUGAACAAUCGGCUGCAAUACCACACACAUCAUUGGGGCAACAAGUUGACUUGACACCUUCUUUAGCCCAACAAAGAAAUGUUAAGACGUCACCGCAGGUUAUGAUACACAAUCAACCGAUGGGAUCUGAUAUACCAAACGUUCAAAUUCAGAAUCCAACCAUAGAUACAAUGCAACGUCAGAAUGAUAUUUCAAUUGAUGCCGUACCAUCUGAGCCACGUUCCCAAAUAAUUGAUGUAUCUCAGGCUGAGUUUGUGCAAAAAAGUUUUAUGGAUUACGUCCGACAGAGCGAAACUAACACCGAUGAUGUGACCAUUUGCAAAGAAAAUAGUUCUUCGGUGAAUGAAAAUAAAUGUGUUUAUCAAGCAAAUGUUCAAUGUGGAGACCAAAAUUCUAUGAUUGUAUUCGUACCCAAAGAAAAGAAGUGUGAUGUUUAUGCUAAACAGAUAGGGAAUGACAAUAAAACAAUAAACGUUACCGUAACGAUACAUUCAAGCACGGUAACGUUUUGUGGAGAAAAUUUUAAAUGCAUUCCAAUCAACGCAAAUGGAGAAGUAUGGGUUCGCAUUAAAAGAAUGAGUACAGUUUACGAGAGACAGACCAAUGAAAUAAAGGAUGUUGACAACUCAAUGCUUAUUGAAAAUAUUGUUCAAGAGGACUUGCUCUCAGUGCGACUGCAGAGGAGUAAAGAUAAAGAAUUUUCUCUUGAAAAUAUAUUACAUCACAGAGCUAUUGAAGAGUUUAUGUCAAAGCCAUAUUGUACCUACCAGGUGACAGUUCAUGACUUUGAUUACGAUAAACAACUGGGGCGAGUUAGUGUCGAUACAAGAGAACAAGAGGAAGAAGUAUUCAACGACGGGCCUCUGUACCGCAGCCUGUAUAGCACUAUUCAGGACGAGCAUGUUCUUGCUUCUUCAGGUCCACCAAAGUUGCCACCUCGCCCACCACCCCCAACCGAGAUGCCUUCUACAUUGAGGAAAAAUAGAUUAGUUUAUUCAAAGUCUGAAUCGGACAUGCCGGAAGAACGGAUUCGUUCAGCGCCAGUUCAAACACCACCGCGCCCAAAACAAUGGCCUAGAUGUCACCAUGGCAAAAUGGAAUUCGCCGAAAUUGAGGGAAAGUUAAAAUUCAAAAAGGAAGGAAGUUUCCUGCUUUACACAUCUCAAAGGUUCGAGCAAUCUUUGGCCUUCAUCGAUUCGAAUAAAGCAGUGAAGACUCUGGAUAUUGUUCGUGACAGCAAAGGAUAUUACCUUAAACAUAAGCCCAAGAUAUCAAUAGAACAAAUGUUCUAACCAAGUUUCAUGAAGAAUAAACAACAAAUGGCCCCAUGGCGGAAAUGUUUUUCAACAGACUGGAACCAUUUUUUAAACUCGUCCAAGAUAUUAUUGGGACAAAUCUUCUGAAAAAGUUUCAUGAAGAUCCAACAAUAAAUGUGGCCUCUACAGUGUUAACAAGGCAAAUAUUCAUGACGCACAACGGAAGACAGACAAUUGACAAAAGGUGAUCACAAAAGUUCACCAUGAGCAAACAAUAUUAUGCUCAUGAAGAUUGUCACCAUGUGUGAAGAUCAGCAAGUGUCAUUCAGAUUGAACUAAAAAUGUGACUAAAAGUAUUCACAAUGUUUUACUACAAACAACUGUGGUAGUGCGGUCUCGUUCGCUUACGCAAGUGAACCAGUCACGAGACGGUUACGAGUUAUGUAACUGUGUGAGCACUUAUGUAAUACGGAAAUAUUUAUCGAGUCUAAUUAAAGAUCGCUUAUUUCUAACACACUUACUGGUUGUAAUUCAAUUAUUUAAAGGCGUCCAGUCAGAUACGCCUGAAUACACUCAAAGAAUUAAUCUAUAAGUGAAAACCAAAGCAGCUUUAAUGGAAAUAACUAACUUUAGUCAAAAGAAUCUAUGCAUCGUUAAAAAUGAACAAAUACAGCAAAUACCUUAAAGAAUGUAAAAAGAAGUUCACAAUCUGUCAAAAAACUGAUAUAAAUAUUAGUUACUGUUAGUCUUGAAGUUGCUUCAAAAAUUUUGUUUAUAAAAUAAUUCUAACUUAAUCUAAAGAUCACUUUUUAUGGAGAGUGGAAAACUCGAAUGACUCAGAUGUAAUAAAUAAGAAGAAUUAACAAAAGUUAUUUCAAUCAAAAGAGUCUUUCUAAUUUAGAAAAUGCCAAAUAACAAGGUUGCCAUGGAAACAGUUUCAUAGCACAGUAGUCUGCUAAAUACACCAAAACACAGUAGGUUAACUUGGCUUAUCAGUAAAGAUCUAAGAUAUGGCUUUCAGUGCAUUAGUACAUGUACAGUUAUUUUAUGACAUAGGUUUAUUAAAUUGCAUGCAAACUACUGUCUUUAUGUACACCACAUUUUAUGAAAAAAGUCCCAGGUUUAUACAAGGGAGUUAACUAUUAGUUAACUAUUAGGAAGUAUGUACAGGUUAUCUUUCUUUUACAUAAUGGCUUAUCACAACUAGACUGUUCAAAUGCUUUCACUAUAUACAUAUAGAGAAAACUGCCCCACCCCCUGGCGGCCAUGUUUUCCACCGAUCUGGACCAUUUUCGAACUCAACCGUCAUAUCCAGAAAAUACAUGUUCUGACUAAAUUUCAUGAAGAUUGGACCAAAAAUGUGACUUCUAGAGUGUUCACAUGUUUUCACUAUAUACAUAUAGAGUAAACUGCCCCGUCCCCUGGCGGC
Messenger RNA from Dreissena polymorpha, 3340 nucleotides. RefSeq lists its product as uncharacterized. Bases 112 to 1947 code for a protein of 611 amino acids. NCBI's taxonomy places the organism in Eukaryota, Metazoa, Mollusca, Bivalvia, Myida, Dreissenidae. The transcript has 9 exons. The record is from RefSeq and is a predicted model, not a curated record.